Molecule: messenger RNA, 1232 nt
Organism: Cinclus cinclus
Lineage: Eukaryota; Metazoa; Chordata; Aves; Passeriformes; Cinclidae
Gene: TXNL1
Product: thioredoxin like 1
Exons: 8
Coding region: 53-919 (288 amino acids)
Source: RefSeq, a predicted model, not a curated record
CCCGCCGUGACGCUGCACAUCGCACCCGGCACCGCCACCGGGGCCCGCGGCCAUGGCGGGGGUGAAGGUGAUCGCCAACGACACCGAGUUCCAGCCCGAGCUGAGCGCCGCCGGCUCCCGCCUGGCCGUGGUGAAGUUCACCAUGAGGGGGUGUGGCCCUUGCUUGCGGAUCGCUCCCGCCUUCAGCGCACUGAGUAACAAAUACCCACAGGCAACGUUCCUGGAGGUGGACGUGCACCAGUGCCAGGGCACGGCUGCCACCAACAACAUCUCGGCCACCCCCACGUUCCUGUUCUUCCGGAACAAGGUGCGCAUCGACCAGUACCAGGGAGCAGACGCCGUGGGCUUGGAAGACAAAAUCAAACAGCACCUGGAGAACGAUCCCGGCAACAGCGAAGACACAGACAUCCCCAAAGGAUACAUGGAUCUGCUGCCGUUCAUCAACAAGGCUGGCUGUGAGUGCCUCAACGAGAGCGACGAGCACGGCUUCGAGAACUGCCUGCGCAAGGAUUCCUCCUACCUGGAGUCAGACUGUGAUGAGCAGCUCCUUAUCACUGUAGCUUUUAGUCAGCCUGUCAAGCUUUACUCUAUGAAACUGCAGGGGCCAGACAACGGGCAAGGACCAAAAUACAUCAAGAUGUUCAUCAACCUGCCCCGCUCCAUGGACUUUGAGGAGGCAGAACGCAGCGAGCCCACCCAGGCCCUGGAGCUGGGCCCCGAGGACAUUAAGGAGGAUGGGAUCAUCCAGCUCCGCUAUGUCAAAUUCCAGAAUGUCAACAGUGUCACUUUGUUUGUGCAGUCCAAUCAUGGUGACGAAGAGACGACACGAAUCACGUAUUUCACAUUUAUUGGCACUCCAGUGCAGGCCACCAACAUGAACGACUUCAAACGACUUAACUCCCCAUUCCCAAAGAGCUAAGCAGGCAGAAGAAAUGAAAAGUCAUGGUGGCAUUGGUGUGGCCCCGCUGUCCUCCCUCCCUCUGCUCAAAUCCUGCAGCAUUUCACCCCCUGACUCACCAGCUCAGCUUCCCCCUCCUCUCCCUGCUCAGAUCCUGCCUUCAGUGCUCCUCUUCCCAAAUCCUGUCCCGUUUUUGUGCUGCCUUUGCCAUUGGAAGGUGCCACCAGGCACCCGGAUCCUGCCUGGAUCCAGCCUGGGCUGGACCUGUGGGACCAGCAGUGCUCUUUUAAUGUCCUGCUGGGAAGGGAGGAGCAUGGAUCUACCUGGGGGUGGG